CUUCUUUCAUCUUCCAUCUUCCAUUCCCAGCCAUCUUCUUAUCUUUCAAUCACCAUCAAUCGUCCGUUUUUCAGCCACUUCUCCACUCUUUUCGGUGGCGUCGCUCGACUCACACUUCUGUUAAGACCACAACAACUCUUCUCCACACACUCUCUUCCUCCAAGUCACUACGUCUCUAUCUUUCCUCCACCUUUUCAUCCACACACCGAAAAAUGUCUGCGAGCCCAGCUUCCUCUACCGGCGGCGAAACCAAGGCCGCCGAGCAGGUUCACUUUCGCUUCUGUCGUGAAUGCUCCAACCUGCUCUAUCCUAAAGAAGACCGCGUCAGCAACCGUUUGAUGUUCACCUGCCGAACCUGUCACGUCGGCGAGCCCGCCACCUCCUACUGCGUCUACCAAAACAAACUCAACAGCCAAGUUGGCGAUACUGCUGGUGUCACCACAGAUGUGGGAUCUGAUCCUACGCUUCCCCGGUCCAACAAGCUCUGCCCGAGCUGCGGUGAAGCCGAAGCAGUCUUUUUCCAGUCGCAACAGCGAUCUGCGGAAACCGGAAUGAAACUCUACUAUGUAUGCUGCGCGUGCGGCAAUGUCUUCAUGUAAUGUCGGAGUUGGAUUUUAUUUGUGACCUUUCUGAUACCCGAUGUUGGUCUCUUUGCUUGUUAUUUGUCGUGGAGUUAUAGCGAUGCCUGGGAAAAUUUU
Molecule: messenger RNA, 698 nt
Organism: Aspergillus saccharolyticus JOP 1030-1
Lineage: Eukaryota; Fungi; Ascomycota; Eurotiomycetes; Eurotiales; Aspergillaceae
Product: DNA-directed RNA polymerase II core subunit RPB9
Exons: 4
Coding region: 213-599 (128 amino acids)
Biological process (GO): transcription initiation at RNA polymerase II promoter; maintenance of transcriptional fidelity during transcription elongation by RNA polymerase II; DNA-templated transcription
Cellular component (GO): RNA polymerase II, core complex
Molecular function (GO): DNA-directed RNA polymerase activity; zinc ion binding; nucleic acid binding
Source: RefSeq, a predicted model, not a curated record